Molecule: messenger RNA, 4122 nt
Organism: Spea bombifrons (plains spadefoot toad)
Lineage: Eukaryota; Metazoa; Chordata; Amphibia; Anura; Pelobatidae
Gene: BBX
Product: BBX high mobility group box domain containing
Exons: 17
Coding region: 270-2981 (903 amino acids)
Biological process (GO): regulation of transcription by RNA polymerase II
Cellular component (GO): nucleus
Molecular function (GO): RNA polymerase II transcription regulatory region sequence-specific DNA binding; DNA-binding transcription factor activity, RNA polymerase II-specific
Source: RefSeq, a predicted model, not a curated record
ACACUAUGUGAAGCGCUGUACGGAGCGGCUCAGAGGAACAGAGCCGAGUCCCCUUCCCUAUACCUCCCCUGGUGUGAAAUUGCAGGGGCAGUAGUGGGUGCACACUCUGUCACACAGAAAGAGAGGGGCUCCAUGUCAAACUAAUAUAUAUUUAUAUAUAAAAGGAAAAAAAAGUGGUUGUGUGGAGCACAAGAUCACUGUCACAUGCCAAAAGUCCCGAUACAGAUUCUGUAUUCUGUGAUUCCAUUUGCCUUUCUUUGACUACAGUAAUGAAAGGCAGUACCAGAAAUAAAGAUCAUUCUACUGAAGGAGAAGGAACUGGAAAACGACCAAAGAGAAAGUGCCUGCAGUGGCACCCACUUCUCGCUAACAAAAUUUUAGACUUUUCUGAGGAAGACGAGGAAGAGGAGGAUGAGGAAGAUGUUGAUAAAGUCCAACUUGUAGAUGCUGAUAGUCUAGAACAGGAUGUUGAUGAAGCAGAAGACAACGAAUCACCUGAACAAAGAGCUCGCAGGCCGAUGAAUGCUUUCUUGUUAUUCUGUAAGCGUCAUCGCUCUCUAGUACGUCAGGAGCAUCCUCGUUUGGAUAACCGCGGUGCUACAAAAAUAUUGGCAGACUGGUGGGCUUUUCUGGAUCCUAAUGAAAAGCAGAAAUAUACUGAUAUGGCAAAAGAGUAUAAGGAUGCUUUUAUGAAAGCAAAUCCAGGCUAUAAGUGGUGUCCUACGACUAACAAACCAGUAAAGCCUCCAUCACCAAAUGUUGCAACAAGGAAAAAAAUAUGGCCGUACCCUCCAGAAGCUGUCAAAGAACUUCCAAGUCCCAAGAAUGUGUCAAAAGGAGAUGAAAUGCCUCAGCUUAAUUUUGGCAUCGCAGAUCCAACACAGAUGGGUGGACUCAGUAUGCUGCUUCUAGCAGGUGAACAUGCUUUGACUGCACAGGGGGAUCACGCUUUGGCGGAACACAUAGAAAGCUCAGUGACCGAGGUAUCUUCCAGUGUUUGCAAGUCAAAGGAUUCAGACUCUUCCCCACCCAGCAGAAAUUCUGAAUUCUUUCAGUUUGCUGAAAUUUCUUCCAGUACAUCACAUUCAGAUGUCCCGACACCUGCUAAGCGAUGUGAGAAGUCAGCACUGUUCCAGUUUGCUGAGAUAUCUUCAAAUACUUCACAAAUUGACAGUCUAGAACCCUCGAAACGUUGUGGGAAAUCUGCCCUUUUCCAUUUAGCAGAGAUUUCAUCAAACACAUCACAUUCCGAUUCGCCCGCAUCAACAAAGCAGUGUGGGACAUCAGCAUUGUUUCAGCUUGCAGAGAUGUGUGUGGCAUCAGAAGCUGUGAAAAUAGAAACUUCAGGAGAUGUAAACACUGAUACAAUUAUGGUGCAGAAUCCACUAUGCUUGAAAGAGACAAAGUCUGAAGCAUCAGAUGAUGAAGUGAUUUCCAGCAGCCUUAAAGAUUAUUCUCAUGUUUGCAAAAAAAAUGAGUUUGGCCAUGUCAAAGUUAAAAAAGAGAGCUCCGCUUCCACAAAUCCUUCUGAAACAGAAUUUCUAGGACUCCUGAAACGAGAAAAAAAUAAAAAGAAGAAGAAAAAAAGCAAAAUAGAUCAUGAUGUUGGAGAGAAAAUAUCCCCAAAGAAAAGCUGUAAAAAAAGACAGUCAUCUGAGUCAGACAUUGAAAGUGUGAUGUACACUAUAGAGGCUGUUGCAAAAGGAGACUGGGGUGACGAAAUGCCUUUGGUUUCACCCAGCAAAAAAGUCUGUUGUGGUACCAGUCCAAAUCAUCAUUUUUCAGAUGUUAAGCAAAAAAAGAAGAAACUGAAGUCAAAGGAAAAGAAAGUAGUAAAGGAUAAAUUUGAAAAGUUCACAGAGGCUGCCAAAGAGCUGGUGAUGCCUGAGCCUAUAAAUUGUGCUCCUGUUUUGAAAGAGUCUACUGACAUGGCCCAAAACGUUAAAGACGAAGCACUUUCCCCUACAGAAGAGGUUCCUCCUGUGUGCUUGCCAGAAAUACUCAAACCUGAGGAUUGUUCAAGUAAUAAAAAAAUAGAGGCCUGUGGUUCAAGAAAGUCAGAAAGGUCCUGUAAAGGAGCACUUUACAAAACAUUAGUGUCUGAAGGCAUGCUGACCACUCUACGUGCCAAUGUUGACAGAGGCAAACGAAAUUCAGGAAAGGGUAACUCGUCAGAUCAUGAAGGCUGGAAUGAAGAUAGCUGGGGGUACAGUCAAACCGGACUAAGUGGGAGCAAAAAAUUGAAAAAGGCAAAGCCCUCAGAAGAGUCAGCUGUUGGACUAGCAAAACUGGAAGAGGAAUUUGAAAAGAAGUUCAACAGCCUUCCACAGUACAGUCCUGUUACAUUUGAUCGCAAAAAUGUGUCCGUUCCUAGAAAAAAGAAAAAGAGUGGCAAUGGACAAAAUGAUCAGAAAACAAACAAAGGCACAUUCCAGUCCCAGAAAAAGAAUUUGUUUCACAAGAUUGUAAGCAAAUACAAAAAUAAGAAAGACAAGCAAAGUAUUUCGGAUAAAGCCAUAUUAGAAGAUAAAACCACCAGAGACAGCUCCGGAUCCAGUCAUUUUGCACCAGUUCCCAACAUUCCGGAACCUAUAGCCAUUCAGGAACCUCUGGUUGGAAGCCAAAAACGAAAAGCGAGAAAAAAUAAAAUCACACAUCUUGUUCGGCACGUGGAGGGUCAGUCUUCCACUGGAGUACAGGGUCUUGAAGAGCAAAUUCUCUCAAACAAUUGUCAAAAAAAUGACAACAAAAAUGACAAUUGCAAAGGAGAACUCGUAAUUCCAGGAGAAGAAGAGGUGGACCAGAAUCAUAGUAUUAGUCAAGAUAUGCCAUCUGUAUCUGCAUUUUUUAGUCUGGCUGCUCUUGCUGAAGUAGCAGCAAUGGAAAAUAUUCACAGAAAUCCCAGGACCACACAUCCUUGUGAUGGACAGAAGAAAGAUAUGCCCCAGUCAGCUGUGCUGAUUUCUUGUGCUGACCAGUGAGGCUUCACCUUGUUGCAGAACAUUUCUCAAUAUUAAAUAUAAGUUUUCAGCCUUGUGAAGGCAUAUUUUUCCAAGAAAUGGAAGACUAGAACGGGGCGGCCAAGUGUGUUUUUUAUAUGGAGGACCCUGAUUUAACUUGAAAUUUAGCGCUUGGGCUUGUGAGUGGCCUAAUGUAUGGAGUAAUCCUCGAGCUUGAUUUGCUUUGAGGCUAACAAGUGGAAUGACGAUCGAUGGCGUAGAAGAGGCUUGUACUGUGUCUCAUUCAAGAGUCUCUUGUAUGAAUCAGAGCGUGAUAUUAGUUUCAUAAAAUAGUUAUUCAAAAGAAGAAGAAAAAAAAACACUGAUGCACUGCACUAGUUAAUAGUUAAUAUUUUCAGUCAUUUUGUACAUUAAGUUCCAAAUAGUUUAUAAAAUAGUUUAUGCUUACAUUUAUAUUGAGAUUUAGUUUUAGAAAAACAAAAAUUCCAGCAAUGCCUAAGAUAUAGAGUCGGAUGUACCAUUCUUAGGGUUCUUGUGUGCCUAGGCUGCAGUCCUUAUACUUCUGCACUUCCUUAAUUCAUAAUGGUUUGCUUCAUUCUGUAUUUAUUAGAAUCGUGGGAGCUUAAUGCUGACAUUUGUGUUAUUCUAGCCCCUAAAUUAAUUUCUCCUGCAUAUUUAGAGGAUUAAUUAUAUCCACAACAGCCCAUGAUUCAAACAGACACCUGUAACUGUAUUAUAAACGUUGUUUUCGGUUUUCUAAUAAGAAGCUUCCAUUGCUGCAGAAGAAAUUAUAUAUUAUUUUGAAGAAAACACUCAGUUGUAUGCCUUAAUAGACUGGUUACUGAGCUGCCAGGUGUUACAGUGAGAACUGGCAUAUUACUAAAAGCUACAAUAGAGCUGGCGACAAUAUUGAACACACCUUUUCCAGGGGUAUUAACUGGCUUUGCAAGGAGAAUUUUGUUCGUAAACCUUUGUGUUAGAUGCUCAUUGUUGUAAUGCAUCUCUUACUGAACUGUACAUCUAAACAACCAAACUGUUGAAAGUUAUAAGAAGAUUUGUAGAUGGAUACAAAUAAUCCAAGUAUAGCUACUAGCCAGCUGACUCCAGGCUAAUAAAUAUCCUAACUAUGCACUAAUUAUCUGAUGCAAAUCAAAAAAGGAAA